AUUCAACUCCUGUCCCCUGCACCAUUUCUUCUACACCCCAAAAAAGCCCACCUCAGGCUCAGACCCACCCAUUUUCUGCUAAUUAUCUCCAAUAUUUCAAACCUUAAUUACAUAUUCCUUGUGUUUCGGGUUCCCUUGAUGCUUGUAAUCCUCUCUCUCUCUUUAUAAUCUGCUGCAAAUAAUCCCAUUUCUUUUAUUAGUAUUUUCUUUUUCGUGUGUUCCUGAGACAAAACCCAUAACUUUUCUGUGUUGUUUUGUAGGAUUAGUUACUGGGUAUUGUUUUCGUUCCUGUUUCUUCCAGUUUUCUCGCCAUUUUAUUCACUUUCCCUUCUCUGGGUCUCUAUUGUUGUUUUUGCAUAUUCUAAAGCCGAUUUGCAAAACAGAUUAAAAUGGAUCUUUUUCAGCGGUAAAAAAGGGACUUUCAUGGAUGAUCUAUGACCAAUGUAAAGGUUUUGGUGACAAUUUCUUGAGCCCGACUCUUCUCACACCAAAAUCUGAAACACCCAUUUGAAGACAACCCAAAAUUUCCCUUUUCAACCUCUCAGGCUCCCAAAUUAGAUCAUUUCAUGGUUUCAAUCUCGUGGGGUUUCGUCAUUUGACAAGGUCCUAUCGAACCUCUCUCUGUCUCUCUGUGUGUUUCUUUCUGGAUCUAUCCCCAUUAACCCGAAGAAAUGUAUGGAACUCAAAGUAAGAGAGACCUUGCCUUAGAACUUCGAUCCCAAAUACCAAUCUUGAGGCCCAGCAUCCAUGCCAGGAGGGCGAACCUCACUGUAAAGUUUCAAGAUCUUUAUGGUUUCACAGUAGAAGGGAAUGUGGACGAUGUCAAUGUGUUGAAUGAGGUGAGGGAGAAGGUGAGACGCCAGGGCAGGGUUUGGUGGGCAUUGGAGGCCAGCAAAGGAGCCAAUUGGUACUUGCAGCCUUCUAUCUCCGAGAACCAAUCCCUCAAGGCUUCGCUUAAGUUAUCAGCUUUGGCAAACGCCGUAACUUUAAAGAGGCUCAUUAGGAAGGGAAUUCCGCCGGUUCUCAGGCCCAAAGUGUGGUUUUCACUUUCCGGGGCAGCGAAGAAGAAAUCCACGGUGCCGGAGAGCUAUUACAAUGACUUGACCAAGGCGGUCGAGGGGAAGGUCACCCCUGCCACGAGGCAGAUUGAUCAUGACCUACCGCGAACUUUCCCCGGUCACCCCUGGUUGGACACUCCAGAGGGUCAUGCUGCUCUCCGACGUGUUCUUGUAGGAUAUUCUUUCCGUGAUUCUGAUGUUGGUUACUGUCAGGGCUUAAAUUAUGUCGCAGCAUUACUGUUGCUUGUGAUGAAAACGGAAGAAGAUGCAUUUUGGAUGCUGGCUGUCCUCUUGGAAAAUGUACUAGUUAAUGACUGCUAUACAACCAACUUGUCAGGAUGCCAUGUCGAACAAAGAGUAUUUAAAGAUUUACUUUCUAAACAGUGCCCAAGGAUAGCCGCUCAUUUAGAAGCAUUGGAUUUUGAUGUCUCGCUUGUUGCCACUGAGUGGUUCCUAUGCCUUUUUUCUAAGAGCUUGCCAUCAGAGACGACUCUGCGGGUAUGGGAUGUCCUUUUCUAUGAGGGGGCAAAGGUUCUGUUUCAUGUGGCUUUGGCAAUGUUUAAGAUGAAAGAGGAGGAGUUGCUUCUAACUCAUCAUGUUGGUGAUGUAAUUAACAUAUUGCAGAGAACCACUCAUCACCUUUUUGAUCCUGAUGAAUUACUAACGGUGGCAUUUGAUAAGAUCGGUUCUAUGACAACCAACACUAUUUUUAAGCAAAGGAAAAAACAAGAACCAGCAGUAAUGGCAGAGCUUGAUCAAAGAUUAAGACGGCUAAAUUCCAUCAAAUUGGAUGAUAAAUAAAAGAUUGCUGUUGAUAAUACGAAGUUACGUCCUUUUUGCAUUCCCCUCAAGGGAAGGAUCAAGCAUUGGGAGUGACUGUUAAUGUUGUGGGUGAGGAAUGUAAAUUUCAAAUUGUUACAUUAUAUACAGUUAAUAACAUCAAAAUGCAGGGCGUAGUUUAAUUAUCUCCUGCCCUUAAGUUUUGCCUUGGUGUUUGGUUGUGCUUGUAAUUGUUACUUGAAUCGAACUUAGUUUCCUCUUAAGAAGUUUUUUGAUGGUA
Juglans regia (Persian walnut) is the source of this 2118-nucleotide messenger RNA. Its product is annotated as growth hormone-regulated TBC protein 1-like. The transcript has 7 exons. The coding region runs from base 672 to 1859 and encodes 395 amino acids. Lineage: Eukaryota; Viridiplantae; Streptophyta; Magnoliopsida; Fagales; Juglandaceae. The record is from RefSeq and is a predicted model, not a curated record.